AUGACGUCAACUGGUGGAAAUCCCGACAAACGAUUAGAUCUUGUUCAAAAGACUUAUCAUCUUCAAACAACAAACAAUAAUAUUGAAAAUUCUCCACCAAAUCGUCCUUUAGUUACAAAAGUGUCUAAUCAUCAACCAUCUCGUAAAACGUCUGUUCACGACGUACACGAAGCUAACAACGAUCACUUUAACAAGACAGUAGGAGAAAUACAUGAAGGUAUUGCUCGUUUAAAUGGUGUAUUAGAAACAAUGACAGGCGCUGCUUCUGUUCGAGACGAAUUUGGAAAAAUAAAACUUCAAUUAAUUGUAAAAAUUGCCGAUUUUAUUUAUAAAUUAACAAAUGAUGCUGGAAGAAGAUCAUCGAAUGGUUUAAAAGGAAGUUCAACUAAUUUAACAUAUAAUCCUCAACAUAUAGCGUAUUGUGUUGAAUAUUUUCGAAAUCAACUUAUAAAAGCUAAAUAUUUAUUUUCAUCAUUAACUUUAUCAGCUUCAAUUGGUUCAUCAACUCUUGAAAAUAUUAUUGUUAAAUCUCUUUAUACAAUAAAUCUUCAACAAACAUUAUCAAAUACUCAAGAUGCACAAAAUAUUGAAGAUAUAAUAGGAAUAAAAAAGGAUAUUUCAAAUUUAGAAGAAUAUAUAUCUUUACUCAAUCAACGUUAUGCAAAUCAUAUUGCAGAUUGGCAAACAUUAGAAGAUGGAAUAGGGGGAACGGCGACGAUGACAGGAGAGGAAAAAUUGCUUACUGCUAAUGCUGGAUUUAAUAUUCAACGAUUGGGAGUAAUUNCUGGUUAUAUUUUAUAUACUCAAGCACGAUUACUUAAUCAAUCAUAUUGGAUUUUACCGUUUGUUAUAAAUGCUGACAAAAAUUUUAAUGUUGAUACAACUCGAUUACAAAAACUUUUUGAUCAAAUAUAA
Molecule: messenger RNA, 915 nt
Organism: Rotaria sp. Silwood2
Lineage: Eukaryota; Metazoa; Rotifera; Eurotatoria; Philodinida; Philodinidae
Source: the annotation of a GenBank genome assembly